Molecule: messenger RNA, 1704 nt
Organism: Closterium sp. Naga37s-1
Lineage: Eukaryota; Viridiplantae; Streptophyta; Zygnematophyceae; Desmidiales; Closteriaceae
Source: the annotation of a GenBank genome assembly
AUGGGAGCGUUCGACGGGAUGAGCUUGGUGGCAUUGGUUGGCGGGAAGCGGGGCGGAGAGAAGGAGGAAGCAGACUUGAAUACAAGUGACAUUUCAGCUAGCGAUGGUCAUCCUCAGAUCCGCGAUGGUAUUUCAGAUUUAGACUUGGCUUCUGCAGAGGAGGAGGAGAAGGAGGAGCGAGGCUUCGCCUCUCCGGAUUCCACGGGAAGAAGCUCAGAUUCGGUUGUGCAGCAGCAGCAGGAAAAGGAGGAGCCGGUGGUGGUUGCGGUUACCACGGGAGAAGAGGCAGACAUGGUUACGGAGAAGCAAGCUGAGCUGGUUACGCAGCAACCAUGGGAUGAGAGGGUUGAAGAGCACGAGGGUGCUGCGGCUGCUGUGGUUGUUGCGACCGGUGUGGAUGGGAAGGAAGGCGGCGAGGAGAUUACUCUGACAGCUGGCGGAAGUGGUGCAGUGACGGCUUGCGAAGCUGCUGACGUGGAAUCUGCUGACGUGGGCGGUGCUGAGGUGGAACCCGUUCCUGCUGAGCCGGAUGACGCUGAUGAUAUAAUGCCAGCAACGCGGGCGGAGGAGAAGGUGUGGGAGGCGGAGGUGGUGGAGCAGCAGCUUGAAACGGAGGCUGCAGGAGUUGCUGCAGCUGCCACUGGGGAGACGGAGGAGGGUACGUCCCUGCCGGAAGCGGAGGAGAUGGCAUGGGCGCUAGAGGAGGCGGAGCAGCAACGCCUGGCAGAGCAGCAGCAACAGCAGAUGCUUCUGGCGGCUGCUGCUGCUGUGGUGGUGGUGGUGGCUGCAGCUGCUGCUGGGUCACAGCUGCAAGGGGCGGCGCCCUCUGCUUCUGCAGGCGAGCGCAGGCAGAGCUUCAGUGGUCAAUCCUGGGGUGCUGCCGCUGGCGCUGCCGCUAGUGGUGGUGGUGCUGCUGUUAGUGGUGGUGGUGCCACUGCUGUUAGUGGUGGGAACGGCGGCUUUAUGCAUCCCCAGCAGCAGCAGUACCAGCAGCAGCACCAGCAAUGGCAGGCGCCAGCAAUGAGCGGAGCAGGAGGGGUGGACGCUGGUUGGACGCUCAGCGAAGGAGCUAGGCUCGGCAGAACUGCUGGACCUGGAUUCAGCUCCGGCAAUGCUUGUGCCGGUGCUGCUGCUGCUGCCAGGCCUGCAGGCUCAGCGAUCUCGGGGCUGAGGCUCGGGAAUCAAGGCAUGGACUCGGUUUGUGAGAGCACGAGCAACUACUAUGGGCCAAUGGGAAGGCGACAGCAGCAGCAGCAGAGAGAGCAGGUGCUGCAGGCGCAGCAGCAGCAGUGGGAUCAGAUGAAAAUGGGGUGGCAGGCCGGGGGAACGGGCGGAAGCGUGGGCGGAGGCAUGGGCGGAAGCAUGGGCGGAGGCAUGGGGGGAACGGGGGGGCAUAGCCCCGUGGGGAUGGCGCAGAUGGUGGCGGUGGGGGAUGUGCUGGUGGCAGUGGGGGGCGAUGGGGAGGGGGAGGGGGGCGCGCAGGGAGGCACAGGGUCACCAGGAGGGUAUGGGCGGUAUAACGCGUUCAAGCCCGUGGUGGUGCGAGAGGGAUCAGAGCAGCAGGUAGUGCUGACGCCAGUCAAGCGCUCCAGCCGCCUCCGUAUGGCCGUCAGUGGCGCCACCCCUUCUGUCAGCGGCUUCUCGCAGCCCACCAGCAGCUACGCUGGGGGAGGGAUCAACCACGGUGUGGUCAACCGGCCUUGA